AUGAAGCAACUUAAUCCCUUCAUUUUUUGUCUUGUGGAGACGCGGGCUGAUAAUUCUAGAUUGGAUAUUUUCUGCUCUAAGCUUGGUCAAAAAUGGGCGUGGGCCGCCAUUGCUGCGGAUGGCUUCUCUGGGGGUUUAAUAGUUAUUUGGCAAAAACAGCUUGGGAAGGUCUCUCCUCUGGCCAGGUCUAGGUAUGUUUUACAUUUGGUAGUUACUAAUGUUAAAAAUGAGUCUUGGAUCCUCUCUACAGUGUACAACUCGAAUCAUUAUCAAGUUCAAACCACCGUGUGGUACGAAUUAUCCGGUAUUGCUUCUCUUAACUUACCUUGGAUCCUUAUAGGAGAUUUUAAUACUAUUGCUUCUCUUGAUGAGUUUCAGGGUGGCUCACGUAGCUACUAUCGGCGCAAGGCCCGUGUAUUCUCAGAUUUUAUUUCCGUUAACAAUCUUUUUGACGUGAACUAUACAGGUUCUAGAUUUACUUGGUGUAAUAAUCAAUAUGGUGUUGCUAGGAAAUGGGCUCGACUUGACAGAUGUCUUAUCAAUUCCUGUUGUGCUGCUCACCUUGAUUUAUUAGAGGCUGAGGCGUUGGACAUCUUAAAUGGUUAUGAUCGUGUCUCUUCUAAUUAUCUUAAUGCUUUGUAUAAUAAGUUGGCUGCUCUCUAUCGCCAAAGCUCCUCCAAAUGGGCUCAAAGGGCCAGGCACAUGUGGGUUCUUUGUGGAGAUCAGAAUACCAGCUUUUUUCAUAAUAUCAUUCGUUCCCGUAAUCAUUAUAAUGCCAUUUCUGUUAUCACUGAUACUAGUGGGAAUUGUUUUACUGAUCAAAAGGAUAUUGAGACUGUUUUCAGUAAUUCUUUUUACUAA
Dioscorea cayenensis subsp. rotundata (Guinea yam) is the source of this 861-nucleotide messenger RNA. RefSeq lists its product as uncharacterized. The coding region runs from base 1 to 861 and encodes 286 amino acids. Lineage: Eukaryota; Viridiplantae; Streptophyta; Magnoliopsida; Dioscoreales; Dioscoreaceae. The record is from RefSeq and is a predicted model, not a curated record. The transcript is spliced from 2 exons.